Messenger RNA from Pseudophryne corroboree (corroboree frog), 1854 nucleotides. RefSeq names its product acetyl-CoA acyltransferase 1 (gene ACAA1). The record is from RefSeq and is a predicted model, not a curated record. Bases 47 to 1306 code for a protein of 419 amino acids. Gene Ontology annotation, cellular component: peroxisome. Gene Ontology annotation, biological process: fatty acid beta-oxidation; phenylacetate catabolic process. The transcript has 12 exons. Gene Ontology annotation, molecular function: acetyl-CoA C-acyltransferase activity. NCBI's taxonomy places the organism in Eukaryota, Metazoa, Chordata, Amphibia, Anura, Myobatrachidae.
CUUCCGGGGUUCAGAGUCUGUUCCAUAGUCUGAGCUGCUGCACACCAUGCAUAGGGUACGGGUCGUGCUCGGUCAUCUUCCGGGGAAUUCCCGAGGACUGCGGGCUGAGUGCACCUCAGCACCCGGGGAGAGAGCCGAGGACAUUGUCAUUGUGCACGGCCGAAGGACCCCGAUCUGCAAAGCCAAGAGGGGGGGCUUUAAGGAAACAACACCCGAUGAGCUCCUGUCUUCUGUUAUGAGCGCUGUUCUAAGGGAUGUCAAUCUGAAGCCUGAGUUGAUUGGGGACAUCUGUGUUGGGAAUGUGCUACAGCCUGGAGCAGGAGCUCUGCUGGCAAGAGUUGCCCAGUUUUUCAGUGGGAUCCCAGAGACCGUCCCCUUAUCUUGUGUGAACAGGCAAUGUUCCUCCGGCCUGCAGGCUAUCAUCAACAUAGCUGGUGGCAUCAGGAAUGGUUCGUAUGACAUUGGAUUGGCAUGUGGGGUUGAGUCUAUGAGCCUUGCGAGUGUUGGAAAUCCUGGAGACAUUAGUCCUCGUAUAGUGGAUAAUAGUAACGCCAGGGACUGCCUGAUCCCCAUGGGGAUCACCUCCGAGAACGUGGCUGAAAGGUUUGGCGUCACCAGGCAGAAACAAGACGCAUUUUCUUUGGCAUCGCAACAAAAGGCUGCAGCAGCACAAAGAUUAGGCCACUUCACAGCUGAAAUCGUUCCUGUAACCACCACAUUCACCGACGACCAGGGUAACACAAAAACCAUAACCGUGAGUGAAGAUGAGGGUAUUCGGGCUAGCACCACCCUGGAGGGGCUGGGAAAGCUCAGACCAGCCUUUAAGGAAGGUGGAACCACUACUGCUGGAAACUCCAGUCAGGUCAGUGAUGGAGCCGCCGCAGUUUUGCUGUCGAAACGCUCCACAGCUAUGCAGUUGGGUCUCCCUAUUUUGGGGGUGUUAAAGUCCUUUGCAGUAGUCGGAGUUCCCCCUGAUGUUAUGGGGAUAGGGCCAGCGUAUGCUAUACCUGUGGCAUUGAAAAAAGCAGGUCUAACGGUUCACGACAUUGAUGUGUAUGAAAUUAAUGAAGCAUUUGCCAGCCAGGCCGUAUAUUGUGGGGAGAAAUUGGGAAUCCCAAUGGAGAAAAUUAACCCCAAUGGUGGAGCUAUAGCACUUGGACACCCCCUGGGCUGCACAGGAACCCGGCAGACAGUCACUUUGCUGAAUGAACUCAAACGGAGGGGUAAACGGGGACUUGGUGUCGUAUCAAUGUGUAUUGGAACUGGAAUGGGAGCUGCAGCUGUGUAUGAAUAUCCUGGAAAAUGAAAUUGAUGAUGAUCAGAGUCUCUGUGGACCAAACAUUGUUCUGUCUGCAAAUAUGAAUGUAUGUGAUCUAUUAUCUGGAAUUUUCUGUAAUUUGGAGCACCAUGCCUAAAAUAUAAUUUACAGUUAGAUACCACCGGUUUAAUAAGGUGGGCACUCCCAGGGGCUGAUUCCCUAAAAUUGAGCCUUACAGUCCGGACUUGCUGAUUUCUGUUUGCAGCCCCAUAGGGAGUAUGUGAAGAAUAGAUGGCCAACUGCAGAAUAGAGAGAUAAACUGAAAAUAUGGUCCAAUCCUUACUUGGAUUUAAGGCAAGCCUUAAGAUAUCCUACAUAAAUGGCAUGCUGCACCUGCAGAAUUGUAACUGGAGGGAUUGUUAAUCUGCUAAUUAUGUAAUAUUGUUACAAUGAUUUGUACAUAUGUAUUGACCUUAAUUUUUUAUGAGCACUUCAUAACGAAUAUAUCAGAUAUUGUAAGACAGUCUGAGACAUGUUUUAAUAUUUGACUGUACUGCAAAUAAAUUGUAAAAAUAAAUAGCAAUAUGUAACAUGCA